Messenger RNA from Notothenia coriiceps (black rockcod), 954 nucleotides. RefSeq names its product myotubularin-related protein 3-like. Gene Ontology annotation, biological process: regulation of autophagy; phosphatidylinositol dephosphorylation. Gene Ontology annotation, molecular function: protein phosphatase binding; phosphatidylinositol-3,5-bisphosphate 3-phosphatase activity; phosphatidylinositol-3-phosphate phosphatase activity. Gene Ontology annotation, cellular component: membrane; cytoplasm. The transcript has 3 exons. The annotation marks the transcript as partial. NCBI's taxonomy places the organism in Eukaryota, Metazoa, Chordata, Actinopteri, Perciformes, Nototheniidae. The record is from RefSeq and is a predicted model, not a curated record.
CCUGCGCUGUGGUGGGAUCCUCCAGGAAACACCUCACCAACGGGGGGGGGGGCUACAGCAACGGCACCGACCUGCCAGACACUGACUUUGAGUCCUCCAUGACCCACAGCACGGAGGUGGAGACGUUGGCCUCGCAGCCUCACAAGCUGCUGAUCCUGGACGCUCGCUCCUACGCCGCUGCUGUGGCUAACCGGGCCAAGGGGGGCGGCUGCGAAUGCCCAGAGUACUACCCCAACUGUGAGGUGGUGUUUAUGGGCAUGGCCAACAUCCACUCCAUCCGCAAGAGUUUCCAGUCUCUGCGUUUCCUCUGCACUCAGAUGCCCGAUCCAUCCAAGUACGUCUCACUUUUGCUCCUCCAGAUUUCCCCACCUAACUCUGCAGGAUCAAACUCAGAGCUCUGUGCUGUAACCGUAGGUAACACAGCUGUGUUUUGGUGUUGGCUGGCCGUACAUCUGUGCCUGAUUUAGAAACCCCGAGAGCAGGAUCUGUUUCCAUCUGGACGCUGCGAGGACGUGUCAUUUAAUCGCUCUUGCUUACGUUGUUAAAAGUGGUUCAACGAUCGUAUCGGGAGACGAAAAAUCUAACAAAGUCCAUUCUCAAGUACAUCCAGUACAUGUUCAUGUUCACUAUGGGUUGGAUUGUAUAUUUAAUAUUGCCUAAAGUGUCUUUUGCACACAAUUAAAAUCUCACAAAAGCAAUUUCCUAAUGUGUUUAAUAUACAAUGCAUGAUUGCCUAUAGACUGAACUUGUAGACUUUCCCAGUUUAGAUUUCCAAUUUCCGACCUUCAAGCGGUUAAUCCCAAACGUAAACAAAAACAAUCUCUGACUGGGGGCAACAUUUAGUUUUCCCUGACUCGAUUUGUCUAUACAUGAACUUUGAUCAAAACACAAAACAACUUUACAGGCAGAAUAAGUACCAAAAACACAGACAUCAUUUUUUUAUUAUUACUAAAA